GUUUAUUGCCACUGAAAUCUUGAAUUGAGCUAACACUGUUUUCCGAUAAGCCGUUUUGUUCAGAUUGAACGCAGUAGAGUUAUUUGGUAUUGAUACGAACAGGAGUGUAUAUAUAAUGGAAAACCAUAUAUUUCGAAAACUACCGUAGGAGAUGUCUCAUUUAUCAUAAGGUCAUUAUUGGAGUUAAAAAAAGUGAAAGUCUCCGUGUCAAUGAAAAUUAUCAUAUUGUAUGUAUGAAUGGAUCAGAACACGACAAAAUGGACUUGCUUUAUUGAAGUGUUAUCUAAGUUUCUGAAUACAUUUUGAAGAAUAGAAUCAUAAUAGUAAAAAGAAAAUGUUAAAUAAUUUUUAAUUGAAUAUUUUUAAGUCAAUGGGAUACAUACAGACCAGUGAUACAAUUAUUAUAAUUUUUCAAAACCAAAAAGGAUUAAUGUAGUAUGCUUAUCACGAGAAGUUUGCUUUGUCAGCAAGACAGAUGAUUGUAUUUUUCAUGAUUUAAAUGUUUUACAUUUGUUACGUUAGAAUGUAAAAAGAUGAAGAAAGGAAGACUUUUAAUUACGAUAAUUUGAAAUAGACUGAUAUAAAUUAAACCAUGCAAUGGGUAACGUUUAACAGCGAAACUGCAAGAAAAAUAUCAAAGUUAUUUAAGUAAAUAAUGGGGUGCAUUCAAUCAGGCAAACGUCGUUUGUAUUCGGACAACAUGAAACAGCUUUCAGUAAGGAGUGAAUCAAAAUACGUGGCUGAAAAUAGACCCGACCUAACGGAAGAACAUAAACAAAUUGUCCGAGAAACAUGGGAUAUAAUCAAGCUGGAUAUAUCUCGAAUCGGUGUUGUUAUGUUUAUGAGGUUGUUUGAGAAGUACCCGGAUGUCCAGCAACUGUUCGUACACUUCCGUGGAUUGUCACCUGAUGAGCUACAGAACAAUAUGAAAUUAAGAGAUCAUGGGUUGCGCGUGUUGAACACAUUGGACAAGUGUAUUACACGGAUUGAUGAAACAGAAAGACUUGAGAAACUGCUGCUUGAACUUGGCCAGAAACAUGUUAUAUAUAAGAUUAAAGUAGAAUAUUUAUAUUUACUUGUGCCCCAACUGCAGCAAGCACUGAUGCCUGUUCUAGGAGAUUCAUGGACUUAUCUGGUGGAAAGCGCGUGGUCAGCUUUUCUCAGAUAUAUCAUUCAUAUUAUGGCGGAGGGUAUGGUUUCAUAGCAACUCAGAACAACAUACAUCUUUUUAAAAAUCGGCUUAAUGACAGAGAACAGUUACAUAUAUUGCUGCAUUCAAUAUCUGUUUACUGAAAAUGUAUAAUUUCUAAUAAGCUUUAGCAAUGAACAACAUUAUAUGUAACAUUAGAAAUUGUUAAAUGAAACUGUUGACCGUUGCUUCUUCGACAAGGUGUGCGCUAACUGCAUUGUACAUCGCUGAUUUUCAGAACAGUGUCCCAUAUCCUAGUACAAUAAUGCAAAUGGAAUACACCAUGCUUUCAAUGAAUUCUGGAAAAAUAAGUGGCACUCAAGAAACAAUGCGUUCACUCUUGAUUUGAUAAAGAAGUGAUAUUUGUUUAACUGAUUAAGUAACAACACUUACUAGUAUUGCCUCAUGUUUUCUAAGAAAUAAAUAUUUAUGCUUUCAUAUUCUGAAACACUUUCGCUUCCUGAGUUAUACAAUUUUCAUUUUCUGAAAGCAAUGUGAGUAACGUACCAAAGAGAUUCGCAAUGAAAGCGGCUGCCGUAAACUGCAUGUAUUCUCAGAGGUAGCCCUAUUAUUUAAUAAUGCACUGUUUAUACGCAGAAUAUUUAGUUCGUAAGUUAUGAUUACUAUUAACAGUGUCAUUCUCUUUUAUGACCUUGAUAGUUUGAUACUAUUGAAAAGCUAUAUAAUAAAAUAGCGGUGUUCUGUGAAAAAUGAUUUGA
Molecule: messenger RNA, 1908 nt
Organism: Mercenaria mercenaria
Lineage: Eukaryota; Metazoa; Mollusca; Bivalvia; Venerida; Veneridae
Product: cytoglobin-1-like
Exons: 3
Coding region: 656-1204 (182 amino acids)
Molecular function (GO): heme binding; oxygen binding
Source: RefSeq, a predicted model, not a curated record